ACAUUCCUCUGCAGGCUCUGCAAGGGGCAGGCGCAGUGUGUUGGAAGCCGUUCUUCAGAGUGAGCGUCUCUCUCCCUCUCCCGCAGUCGUUAAGUCAGACAGCAAAGGAGGAAGGGAAGGCAGAGAGACCGAGGGGAGGUCUGACGACACCAGCCCGCCUCACCUAUUCUCAAUGCUCAGACUGAUCAAUGCAAGCAAGCUGCCGGGUCACAUCUGGUUCUGAUUCAUUCUGGAGGAACAUCAAGGCUUUUGGAACCGAGCUGUCACUCUGCAAGUAAAGUGUGCAACCCUUUCUCUGCCAGGACCAAAUCUUAGAGGAGCUCGGGGAGCAUUGCAUGUGCAAGUGUCCAUGGCGGGGGUGAGCAGUGGCUUUAAGUGCCGGAGGUCCAAUGUAAGGAUGGAGGACAAAUGUUCCAGGCUAACGGUGUUCUGCACUGUUUGCUGAUCCAGCCUCCCAGGGAACAUCCAGCCAAACGAAGAAGAAGAAGAAGAAGCAGAAGAAGAAGCAGAUAAAGAGACAAGAACUUAAUUCACAGGCAACUUUGGGUUUCUUCCAGUGGUGAAAGAUGCUGUGGUGCAGCUUUGACCACCACUUGCUCUCACUGGCGGCGCUUCUCGUAAUUGUGAGCUGUGGAGGAGGGGAGCAGAGGAGAGGGACGGAUAGCAGCGCCAGCGGCACAGGUGGCAGCAGCAGCAGCAGCAGCAGUGGAUCAACUGGUAGCAGCAGUGGAUCAACUGGUAGCAGCAGUGGAUCAACUGGUAGCAGCAGUGGAUCAACUGGUAGCAGCAGUAGUAGUAAUUACAGCAGCAGACGCUUCCACAAGAUCCAGCACGGCCAGUGCACCUACACCUUCAUCCUACCUGAGGAGGAUGGAGCUGGAGGAGGCGGCUGCAGGGAGGCGAGAGCCAGAGACCCCCAGUACAACGCCAACUCUCUGCAGAGGGACGCUCCACCACCUGAGCCAGAGUUUCCAAACCAGAAGAUCCAGCAGCUCGAGCACAUUAUGGAGAAUUAUACCCAGUGGCUGCAGAAGAUUGAAAACUACAUCAAAGAGAGCAUGAAGACGGAGAUGGCCCAGCUGCAGCAGAGCGCCGUCCACAACCACACGGCAGCCAUGUUGGAAAUGGGCACCAACCUCCUUUCUCAGACCGCUGAGCAGACGCGCAAGCUGACUGACGUGGAGACGCAGGUCCUGAAUCAGACGUCGAGGCUCGAGAUCCAGAUGCUGGAAAAUUCUCUCUCCACUAAUAAGCUGGAGAAGGAGUUAAUGGUCCAGACCAACGAGAUCAGCAAGCUGCAUGACAAGAACAGCCUCAUGGAGCAGAAGAUGUCAGAGAUGGAGACGCGGCACCAUGAGGAGCUGGAGACACUGAAGCAGGAGAAGGGAAGCCUCCAGACCCUGGUGGGGAGGCAGAGCGGCGUUAUCCGGGAGCUAGAAACCCAGCUGAGCCGUGCCACGGGAAACAGCACCGCCCUGCAGAGACAGCAGCAGGAGAUGAUGGAUACCGUCCACAACCUGCUCAACCUCUGCUCCAAAGACGGAGUUGUUCCUAACAGCACAAAGGUCGCGGACGAAGAGAAGAAGUUCCGCGACUGUGCCGACCUCUACCUGGCCGGCUUCCAUAAGAACGCCAUCUACACCAUCCAGAUCAACGCCCUGGAGACCAAGAAGGUUUAUUGCAACAUGGAAACAGCCGGCGGUGGAUGGACGGUGAUCCAGCGCAGAGAAGACGGCAGCAUGGACUUCCAGAGGACGUGGAAGGAGUACAAGACGGGUUUUGGGAGCGUGUCCGCGGAGCACUGGCUGGGGAACGAGUACGUUUACCAGUUGACCAGUCAGCGGCAGUACGCUCUGCGUGUGGAGCUGACAGACUGGGAUGGACACCAGGCCUUCUCUCUGUACGACCGCUUCCAAAUUGGCAGCGAGAAACAGAACUACAGGCUGUUCCUGAAGAGCCACAGUGGGACCGCGGGCCGACAGAGCAGCCUGGUGAUCCACGGAGCAGACUUCAGCACCAAGGACAUGGACAAUGACAACUGCCUGUGCAAGUGUGCCCUCAUGCUCACCGGAGGUUGGUGGUUCGACGCCUGCGGCCCGUCCAACCUCAACGGCAUGUACUUCACCCAAGGGCAGCACAUAGGGAAGCUGAACGGUAUCAAGUGGCACUACUUCAAGGGCCCCAGCUACUCGCUACGAGCCACGGCCAUGAUGAUCCGCCCACUGGACUUCUCGUAGUCUUUUGAACCCGUGAACUUUUUAAACGUAGAACAUUAAAGGGACGCUUCCUAUUUUAUCCUCUUGUCUCAUCUCAUUUCGCCGGCCACGGGAGUCACCCUAUAAAUCUUAUAUUCAACUGGUCCUCCCCCCCCCCACCCCAGAGCAGCUGCUGUUGCUGUGCUACUGUUGCCUCAUAACCUUUCCCCUCGUUGAGCUGCCACGAGGAGGACAGAGCGACAUAGGAUUCCCCCCCGAACUGAUUUCUCCAGAUUCACACACUUGAGAGGGACAAACGUUUUGAAGCGUGUAAACUCAAACCCCGGGAUUCCUGCACAUUUUGAGCAGAGUUCACAAUCAGGAGGGUCAAACCACGAUCCCUCCUUUAUUCCUGGGGAACCUUUUGUCGUAACAAUGUGGAGAACUGGACUCUUCUGAAUGGAAAGCAGCUCAAUCAGAGCAGCCUCUGAAGAACUGCAGGACAGAACAUUUCUGAAACACUUUUAAAGAGACUAAUGAGAGACGUUGCUUUUCUUUUUUUAUUAAAGUGUAAAUCGCAGAAAAACAGCCCAUAAAUGUUGUGACUGUGUUAUGUUGUAUUAUUUUUUGUUAUUCCAAUUCUCCACAGUAUCCGCAACGUGAGUUCAAAUUGUCUUUUGUCCUGUGCAGUACGCUAAACUGCUUAUUUGCAUCACGUAUGAAACACAGGCUCGUUUUUUUUUUUAAAGCAACACUAUGUAACUUCUUUCUGAACAGCGCCCUCUGCAGGCUCGUUGCUCUGCUCGUCUGUGGGGCCUCCUCCGCUGAGGCUAACACGUGCAGAUUUGUCGUAUCUUUGAAUGUUAAGAUUGUUGCGUGGUACAAACAGCCUGAUCUUUGUUCCUUACUUUGCCGUGUACGUUGUAGAACUCAAAAAACGUCCACAGGUCUCUUCUCAGACGCAUCUCUGUCCUCAUUCUUGGGGUAGGACGGCUUGGCUUGCUAGCAUCCUCCAUUUUUUAAGCAAAAGGACGCAUCAUACCAACUUUCUGUGAGGCAGGUGAUAGGUCGAGCUGGCAGUGAGUGCCCUCUGCUGGAUCAUGUGGUAAACUACUUCAGAUGGUCUCAUGUGCUUCUAUUUGGAAUAUUUACAAUUUUCAACCAAACAUUAGAAUCUUCGUGUCUGAACAAAUCAGGGUUUUUCAUGUCGAAAUGAAAAACAGUAUUAAUGUGUCAUCCAACUCGCUGAACUAAAACCACAAGUGAACGUUGGAUAUUACCCAUAAUCCCCGACUUCCUGAUCCAGAAGAGAAACAAAUACACUAAACUCUGUUUAGAAUUCUUCAUAUUUAGCAGUUAUUUUAGAUUCCUUGGCUGAUUAUUGGAGAUAAACGCUGGUUUUUAAUGACUUCUGAGUCUUUUCAACUGAUCUACAGUUACUCAACAUUUCUCUUCAACUUGCUGGAGCUGAUUUUGAAGAGUCAGUCAGUUCCACACUUCUCACAGAAAGAAGAAACCCUCAUGGUGAGAAGUAGGAAUUAAAUGUGGAAUGAUUUAAUCCUUUCUCUUUAUUCCAAGCUAGUGUCCGAUCGAACUAAUUCUGAAGCUUGUAUUUGAAGGUGAGACGUGGUGUUGCUCUACAGUGACCUUGAGAUCUGAGUGAUGAUGUGCCGUUGGUAACAGUUACAGCACGAGGGUCACUCGCUGGCAGUCACACACUUGCCGUCUCGACGGAGCGUGAUUAUUUUUAGAGUUCGCGAUGUGAGGUUAUUAUUGGAUUAGAAUCUGGACCCGGAUCAAUUUUUCUUUCGUUAUUGGCCGGGAAAUGUUUCGGACCGGCCAAGGAUCAGACUGGGUGAUCACCUUACCUCUGCUGAGUGGGAAAAACAAGGACAUUAAUUCAGAUUACAUUUUAUUAGUGACAUGUAACAACCACAACUGUGGGCGUCAGGGGAAGAAAAACAUUUGCAAGUGAUGCAUAUUUUCAAAACUCUACUGAUACGAGGUAUGAUGAUAUAAUCACAACAAUGCUUAUAUUAAGCUGGUGUCUCACACACACACACACACACACACACAGACACACACUUCUGACCAACAACACAAAGAUCCGACCAUUGAGACAAGUUGCAUUCAAAGUAUUUCUCACAGACAUGUUACAUUGCACCGCGUCGAGCCGGUUUCUGUUUCUCAUCAAUGCAGCUUGUAAAAAAGAAAGAGGAGCUGGAGCUGGAUAUGAACCAUGAAAUUAAAGAUUCCACCGAGUGAUCCGUGUGAACACACACUGCAUUUCAUAACUCGCAGCUUAUAACAACACACUCUACUGUGGAGUAUUUACUGAAGGUACAUGUGGCAAGAAGAUAAAGUGUAUCUGGAACUUGUAUAACUGCAUUUGACAUGUUUAUUAGCAUACUAUAAUUUAACAUGUGUGUAUGUAAAUCAGCUUUCCCGAGGAAAGCGCUUCUUUUUAUUUCUCUGUCUUUACUCUGCCAGAAGUACAAAUGGUGUUUUGAAGUUGAGCAUAAAACACACGAGUUAAGAUAAUAACCCUGGAGAAAUGUGCCUUUGAUAACUCUGCUUUUACCUCAUUAAAUUCUAGAUUUUUGCAGAUUUAUUUAAACAUCUUUUGUAACAUGUGGUCAGUGUUGUGUUGCUAGAUUAAAUAAAAGAGCAUGAGAUGCACUAACGUUUUCAA
Molecule: messenger RNA, 4887 nt
Organism: Pleuronectes platessa (European plaice)
Lineage: Eukaryota; Metazoa; Chordata; Actinopteri; Pleuronectiformes; Pleuronectidae
Gene: angpt1
Product: angiopoietin 1
Exons: 9
Coding region: 567-2237 (556 amino acids)
Biological process (GO): Tie signaling pathway; angiogenesis
Molecular function (GO): receptor tyrosine kinase binding
Source: RefSeq, a predicted model, not a curated record